AUGUCUAAGAGGUUACCGAACCAAAGCAAGAAUACUCACGAUAGUACACGCAGAGUGUUCUCUGUUGAUUACGACUCUAAUGAGUUCCAUAACGAACCCCGUUAUCAUAGGGGGUGUCAGGAUGGGAUGAACGUAAACAAAAAUCACCGUGGGAGUACUCUCAAUGCAAGUGCUACUGCACCAUCGUUGUUAGGCGGCGUGGGAUGUGGAUCGGUUGGUGCAUCUAUCAGACCCAGCUUAGAACAGAAGCACUCGAGGUUUUCGAUUGAUGAUGAUAACGAUGAGAUUGGUGUUCAAGAUAACCACCAUGACAUGGUGUUACCGCCUACAAUAGAAGACCAGGAGUCGAUAACAACGGUCGAAUCUUACACUUUACGGGAAAGACAGGAAGCUAUUAACGAGACCCAUCCUUUUGGGAUAAGAAUUUGGAAGCCUGCAUUGUAUAAAAAGCAGCGAUCUGUUCAGAAGGCUGCUAACGAGGAUAUACAUGAGACUAAAUACAGGCAUGUUUCUCUUUCGUUGCAUUUUUCGAAUGUUCUAUGGUCAUUAACUUUAGGUUUGUUCAUGUAUUUGGUUCUAACGCUGGGUGGUGUUCUGGUUAUUUCUUUGGGCUUGUGGACGGAAUCAGCUCAAGAUUACUCUAGAGUGUUUUUCAAACUGGGUAGGUACCUUUUAUGGCCUUUUGGGAAGGUUGUAUAUAUUGUCUCUGACCAACAUUAUUUACUCGAGGACAAAGAUGAAGGUAUCAGUAUGCAUCAGUUCUAUAAAUGGAUUAGUUCCACUGGAAAUAGACUGUUUUUUCAUCAAAUGGGAACGAAUAUGCAAUCUCCAUUGACAUUUCAGAGAGAUACUACUUAUGAUUCUAUAAUUCGUGACAUAAAUACCGAAUCUGAUGAGGCACAAGAUUUAGCCACAGAUUCUGUGCCUCAAAGAAGACUAUUUGGACGUGGUCAAUGGUCCGUGGGAAGAAUUGCAUUUUAUGCCUUGUUUCACGUAGUUAUUCAACCGACUAUGAUGUUCUUGGUUGCAAUAACAUGGUUGGCAGUCUUCACGAUCCCUAUGAGUAAUAUUAUGUGGAAUCUAAUGUACCAUUGCAGAAGACACCCAUUAGCAUUGGAGUUUAAGCAUGUCAAGAACUCUGAUCUUCCUACUACGGCUGAUCAAGAAAUGGAAACUAAAAAUGUCUUGCUGUGUACAUUCCGUUGUGCCGGAUUGCAUUAUUAUAAGUUUACUGUUGAUGGAACAAAUAUAAUUGUAAUGAAUUUAAUCGCAAUCGUGUUUUUCACGAUUUUUAAUUUUUACAUGAUUAAAGGAUAUUUUGGUGCCACCAUUUGGUUAACUCAAGAUUCAGUUAUAUUUUUAUUUUGUUUAUUAUCCAUUAUUCCUUUAGCGUUUUAUAUUGGCCAAGCAGUUGCAUCUAUUUCUGCACAAACUUCGAUGGGUGUUGGUGCUGUUUUGAACGCCUUUUUUACUACAGUUGUAGAAGUUUUCUUAUAUUGCAUUGCGUUAAUACAAUCUAAGGGCUUACUGGUUGAGGGUUCGCUGAUUGGUUCUUUAUUGGGAGCAGUUUUGUUAUUACCUGGAUUGUCUAUGUGUGGAGGUGCAUUGAAAAGGAAAACUCAACGCUACAAUCCUGCUAGUGCAGGUGUUUCAAGCGCUAUGUUGAUAUUUUCUAUGAUGGUUAUGUUCGUUCCUACAAUAUUAUAUGGCAUUUACGGUGAAUGGGACAUGAUUUGCAAACAGACUCCUAAUCUUUUGACGAAAAGCUGCAACUUUAUUCAGCCGCCAUUGAAGUUUGAUAAUAUGUAUCUCAAGGUGAUAAAGCCAAUCUCCAUCAUCUGCGCGGUUGUUCUAUUCUUGGCUUAUAUAAUAGGUUUAUGGUUUACUUUAAGGACGCAUGCUGCAAUGAUAUGGCAGAUGCCAAUAACAGAUCAACGUCAACAACAAUCACAACCGUUACAGCAACAGCAACAACAACAACAACAACAAAAUCAACAUCAACAUCAAGCUCAGUCAGUUGGUCGUCGUGAACAAUACUCAAAUGCUGCAGGUAUCUCUUUUAACAGUGUUGGUCCCCCAUUAUAUGAACAAAAAGGCCAUUCUGGACCAAACUGGUCACGUACCAAGUCAACCUACAUUUUAUUGGGGGCUAGUAUUUUAUACGCUGUGAUCGCCGAGAUUUUGGUUUCCUGUGUCGACGGAGUGUUGACAAAGAUACCCUCAGUAAGCCCCAAGUUCCUCGGUUUGACUAUUUUUGCGUUGGUUCCAAACACUACUGAGUUUUUAAAUGCCAUAUCAUUUGCUAUUAACGGCAAUGUUGCAUUAUCCAUGGAAAUCGGAAGUGCUUACGCUUUACAGGUCUGUUUGCUACAAAUUCCUGCAUUAGUAAUUUAUUCUCUAAUCUACACAAUGAAUAUGGAUGAAUCACAGAUUAACAUCCGAGACCAAAUGUUUGCCCUGGUGUUUCCACGCUGGGACCUUAUCGCGUGUGUCAUUUCAGGGUUUUUGUUUACAUAUUUAUACGCUGAAGGCAAGUCUAACUACUUCAAGGGUUCCAUUUUGAUUUUACUUUACAUUGUAACAAUUGUAGGAUUCUAUUUUCAAGAUCUGAUGGACGAAUAUUUAAAAAUCUGA
Eremothecium cymbalariae DBVPG#7215 is the source of this 2634-nucleotide messenger RNA. It is a transcript of the gene VNX1, whose product is annotated as calcium/hydrogen antiporter. Lineage: Eukaryota; Fungi; Ascomycota; Saccharomycetes; Saccharomycetales; Saccharomycetaceae. The record is from RefSeq and is a predicted model, not a curated record. Bases 1 to 2634 code for a protein of 877 amino acids. Gene Ontology annotation, cellular component: endomembrane system; membrane. Gene Ontology annotation, biological process: calcium ion transmembrane transport; intracellular calcium ion homeostasis. Gene Ontology annotation, molecular function: calcium:proton antiporter activity. The transcript has a single exon.